Solanum tuberosum (potato) is the source of this 351-nucleotide messenger RNA. Its product is annotated as sericin-1-like. The record is from RefSeq and is a predicted model, not a curated record. NCBI's taxonomy places the organism in Eukaryota, Viridiplantae, Streptophyta, Magnoliopsida, Solanales, Solanaceae. The transcript has a single exon. The coding region runs from base 1 to 351 and encodes 116 amino acids.
AUGAAGAGCGUUAUGAAGGUUGUGAUUGUGCUUUCUAUCAUCAUGUGCGUACUCCUGACACCUACCGUUGCGAAGGGCGGUAGUAGUGGCCGAAGUGGUCGAAGUAGCGGAUCUGGUGGUAGUGGAACCAAGGCAAGAGGUGGGUCUGGUAGCAGUGGAACCAAGUCUAGUAGUAGUGGGUCUAGUGGAAGUGGAACUGCAACCACCACAUGGAUCCCAUCAGCUCGUUCUCACCCGACGACGGUCGGCAGCAACAGCAACAGACACAGCAAUAGCUCAUCAUCCACCUCCUUUGGCUGGUCUUUCAUGGCGAUGACUUUGUUUGCGUACCUAACUUUUGUUUACUUUUGA